Effrenium voratum is the source of this 881-nucleotide messenger RNA. Lineage: Eukaryota; Dinophyceae; Suessiales; Symbiodiniaceae. The record is from the annotation of a GenBank genome assembly.
CACGUUUCGGGAAGUGUUGCGAAAUCCGCCGGCAGAGCAAUUCACCUUGGCCCCCGGUCGCGCCAUGGAGGAGCUCAUGAGCCAAGCGCCUCAUGGGGUGCAAGGCACGCUGGACUGGCUCUUCAGCAGCUCCAUGGAGAGCGAGCUACCCCUGGGUGUGACCAACGCCCAGGUGGCGAAGAAGAGGCCUGAGACCUUCAAGUUCACCAAGAAUCUUGGGGGCAAUGAUGACCUCCUGCUAGACGAUGAGCUGUUGUUGGACUUCAAGCCGGUGUUGCUGGUUAAACGCCAGCUGAAGGUGAAGCACGCGCCGAAUCUCUUUGAGGGUCUUUGCGACACCUCAGCAAUGAACAGCGCGGGCUUCUCCUUGCGCUGCGUGCCCACCAGAGCCCCGCAGCAGGUGCUUGUUCCGCGUGGCGGCUCCAUGGCGCUGGGCCCCGUGCUGCCGAAACGAUGGCUGCUUUCAGUGUACUAUGAGCCCAAGCGCCGCAGCGCGGUGGAAGCUGCCUUGGCCAAGAUGAACUUCGACAUCGUCGGGUUCAAGGAGCAGGCGGCAGAUGCGGCAGAGGCGACAGACCAGUUCCUUGCGUAUCGACACGGUUGUGGCAGCUAUGGCCUGUGGGUGCAGCAGGGUGCCGAAGAGAUCGAGGUAACGGAUGGCAAAGCCUUGGAUGCCGACAUGACGGCCUGGAAGAUGAGCUAUGAGGCGAACCUCCCUGCCAUUGCCAACGGACCCUGAGGCCUUUGCCAUUGCCCAUAGGGCAAACGUUUGGCUUUUAAAAGUUUGCCUCGACAGCCCCAAGAUGACCAUGAGUCUGCUGAACCGAUGUGCCCUGCACACUGGCGCAGCAAAGAACACCUCACACAAGCAGUGCCUGGAA